AUGGCUGCACGCACCCACAACCUCUCCGAUUGGGCUCCGACCCAGGAGGCCAUCUACGACGGACCCUCGUCCACGUCCGCCGUCCAAGAUGCUUUUGACGGGCACGCCAACACCAGACCCUCCUUCCAGCAGCAUCGUCUUCGCAGCAUGAGCCUUUCCCUCCCAUGGCGUCGCAAAUCAUCCAUUUUUCACCUUGAUCCCGACCUGUCAAGUCAUCUGGAGGAACUCUCCCUCGAGCGAUCUGGAAGCCACGCCGGCCCUAGCGACGAAAACGCCGUCAAGCUCGGUCACGGCUCCCCCGCGGUGGGUAAUGGCAACGGCAGCAUCAAGGGCAUGAUUCGUAGGGCAUCCAUCUCGUUGAAGGGCAUUGUUCAUCACAAAAGGCAUUCGAUCGGGGGUGCCCAUGGCCUUGAAGAGCCACAUCAUCACGCCCGCCCUGGCACUGCUCAUGCGCACUCCCACUGGCAUCGCCUUCGCCAAGCUACAAGUUUCCGUCACUCCAAGACAUCCCAUGGUCCCGACGCACAGAGCGACGCCUCUGCGUCUGACAACUGUUUCCCCUGCCUACCACUACCCGGAAAUGGAAGCGCGCCGCCCGUCAUCCCUUUUCACACCGGCGCUGCUGCCAAGGCCUCCGCUGCGGCUUCGAACCAGGCGUUCCAGAACAAAUGGCUCCGCGCUUCCUCUGAUGACUUCACUGAUCGCGAAAGCGGCAUCGGCAUCACCGUCACUGGCGUCGAGUCAGAUGUUGACGUGGAGGUGGAAGACGCGAACAUCAGUCGAAUAAACUUCAUCUCGCAGCUUCCUGUCGAGCUCGCGAUCCAGGUUCUCGCUCAUCUAGACGCUACGGCUCUCGGUGCCGCAAGCAUGGUUUCGCGGGAAUGGCACCAGACGGUCAAGAACCAGCACGUCUGGAGAGAGUCAUUCUUGCGUGAGAAGACCGGGACCUACGCCACUAGUCUCCCCGUCCAACCUGGAACCGGACAGGGCGUUCCGCCUAUCACCCCAGACGUGAACUGGAAGCAAAUCUACAAGGCCAAGGAAGAGCUCGACCAGCGAUGGAAAGAGGGCAAGGCCAAGCCCGUAUAUCUGAACGGACACCUGGAUAGUAUCUAUUGCCUGCAAUUUGACGAGACCAAGAUCAUCACUGGAUCUCGUGACAAGACCAUCCGAGUCUGGGAUAUGCGGACAUUCGAGUGCCGGCUGGUUAUUGGUCCGCCCGAAGUCGUCAAUGAUGUCUCUCUGCUUCUAGACGAGGAUGGCCAGCCGGUCCACUAUGCAACUCUCCCCGAUAACCAGCGCGCGAAUCCCUCGAUGCCUGCCAUGGUCUCCUUCCCAACCCAUCACAAGGCUUCCAUUCUUUGUUUGCAAUACGACGGCCGCAUGCUCGUGACCGGAUCGUCCGACUCGACCUGCAUUGUGUACAAUGUCCGGUCAGGCUACAGACCAGUCCGCCGUCUCCAGCAUCACACAGCCGCCGUGCUUGAUCUUGCCUUUGAUGACAAGCACAUCAUCACUUGUAGCAAGGACGUCAGCAUCUGCGUUUGGGACCGUGCGACAGGCACUCUUCUCCGUCAGCUGCGAGGACAUUCUGGGCCGGUCAAUGCUGUCCAGAUGCGCGGCAACACCAUUGUGUCUUGCUCAGGCGACUUCCGCGUUAAGCUGUGGAACAUCGACACUGGCAAAAAUAUAAGGGAGUUUGAGGGUCACACAAAGGGUCUGGCCUGUUCUCAGUUUUCUGAAGAUGGCCGCUAUGUUGCCUCGGCCGGCAACGACAAGGUCAUCCGCAUCUGGGAUGCCAAUACAGGCGAGUGCCUUCGCGAGAUGAAGGCCCACGAUAACCUCGUGCGUAGCCUGCAUAUCGACUCGGUCAGCGGCCGUCUUGUCAGCGGCAGCUACGAUACUGAUAUCAAGGUCUUCGAUAUGGAAACUGGUCGCCAGUUGCUCGACUUCCCACGAUGGCACGCUAGCUGGGUGCUGAGCGCGAAGAGCGACUACCGACGAAUCGUCAGUACAGGACAGGAUCCCAAAAUCCUCAUCAUGGACUUUGGUGCCGACGUUCCUGGCAUCGAGGCAUUAGAGAGCAGCGGCGGCACCUGCGAAAUAGAGGGCGGAUACAUCUAG
This is a messenger RNA of Colletotrichum orchidophilum, 2124 nucleotides long. Its product is annotated as WD repeat domain-containing protein. Gene Ontology annotation, molecular function: protein binding. Lineage: Eukaryota; Fungi; Ascomycota; Sordariomycetes; Glomerellales; Glomerellaceae. The transcript has 2 exons. Bases 1 to 2124 code for a protein of 707 amino acids. The record is from RefSeq and is a predicted model, not a curated record.